This is a messenger RNA of Anguilla rostrata (American eel), 7892 nucleotides long. RefSeq names its product terminal nucleotidyltransferase 4B-like. Gene Ontology annotation, molecular function: poly(A) RNA polymerase activity; mRNA binding. The coding region runs from base 282 to 2303 and encodes 673 amino acids. NCBI's taxonomy places the organism in Eukaryota, Metazoa, Chordata, Actinopteri, Anguilliformes, Anguillidae. The transcript has 12 exons. Gene Ontology annotation, biological process: RNA 3'-end processing. Gene Ontology annotation, cellular component: TRAMP complex; nucleolus. The record is from RefSeq and is a predicted model, not a curated record.
GACUCGACUUCUAGUGGGGGUCAGAUACGCAGAGAUACGGCACGGGACACGUUUCCUCUUCUCCUGGAUAUCAUUUUUCUUAACUUUUGACAGUUUGAGUCUUUUUAACCAUUAGUUCUGUUUGCGAAUUUUUUCAUUAUUUGUUAUUUUUCACUGAAUAGUAAGUUACAAUAUUCAGAUUAUUAGUUGUUUUUUUUGUUAGCUUCACAGCAGAGCAAUCCUUCAUAGCUUGCUAACUAGCCACACGGGCUGAGCCUUGAGGCAGUGUGCAGUACCGUUUGAUGGAUCCGAGGAUUUCCUGGUAUCAGCCAGAACAGCUCGGACCUGCAAACAGCCUGUGGAUGCAGAUUUGGGAAACGACACAAGGUCUGGGAAAUCUUUACUUCAAUAAAAACUACAACACGGGCUCUAGUAAUUCAAGUCCUAAAUUGAACAGCAACGGGGUAACAGUCAACGUGAUCAUCCCCAUUGAUAACGGCGGUGCUAGUGCAGGGACCGGUGAGUCUACGAACCUGGUGAUGUCCAACUCAAAGGUCCUGAGUGAAAUAGCGGAGCAACAAGACUUUAUACCACUGGAAACAAAUAAUCGAAACAACCGAACAGCGGGUAGGGGUAGAGGAGGUGUGGUAGGUGGCGGUGGUAUCGUUAGUGUCUGGAGAGGGGGCUCAGACACCGGACAUUGCAACAAAAGGAAAAGAGAUAACAGGGCAAGCACUUUUGGCUUCAAUAGUAGCCGCCUUCUUAGCAGCCCCAAAGUUUACGAUGUCGGAGGCGGUGGAGGUUACACUGGCACGCCUUGGAAAUCAAAGAACUACUCCGAGGGGAUUUUGGGGCUGCACGAGGAGAUCAAAGAUUUCUAUGAGUACUUAUCCCCUCGACCGGAGGAGGAGAGGAUGCGGAUGGAAGUAGUGGACAGAAUCGAGCGCGUCAUCAAGGACCUGUGGCCGAGCGCUGAUGUCCAGGUUUUUGGGAGUUUUAGCACUGGACUCUAUUUACCAACAAGCGACAUUGAUCUGGUGGUGCUCGGGAAAUGGGACAACCUCCCACUGUGGACCUUGGAAGAGGCCCUGCGGAAAAGGAACGUGGCCGACGAGAACUCCGUGAAGGUGCUGGACAAGGCCACGGUGCCCAUCAUCAAACUGACAGACUUGCACACUGAGAUCAAGGUGGACAUCAGCUUCAAUGUGCAGAAUGGCGUGAAAGCAGCUCUGCUCAUUAAAGAGUUCAUAAAGAAGUACCCUGUGCUUCCCUAUUUGGUGCUGGUGCUGAAGCAGUUCUUGCUACAAAGGGACCUGAAUGAAGUGUUCACUGGAGGAAUUGGGUCCUACAGCCUCUUCCUCAUGGCCGUCAGCUUCCUCCAGCUGCAUUACAGGGACGAUGCCAGCAGCCCCAACACCAACAUCGGAGUCCUCUUGAUAGAGUUCUUUGAGCUCUAUGGAAGGCACUUUAACUACCUGAAGACGGGGAUCCGGAUAAAAGACGGGGGUUCCUACGUGGCCAAAGAUGAGGUGAAAAAAAACAUGCUGGACGGUUACCGUCCCUCUAUGUUGUACAUCGAGGACCCCCUUCAGCCAGACAACGAUGUUGGUCGCAGCUCAUACGGUGCCAUGCAGGUGAAGCAGGCCUUCGAUUACGCCUACGUGGUGCUCAGCCACGCCGUCUCCCCCAUCGCCAAACACUACCCUAACAACGAGAGCGAGAGCUUGCUGGGCCGAAUUGUCCGAGUGACGGAGGAAGUGGCGGAGUACAGAGACUGGAUUACCAAGCACUGGGGGCCCCGGUCUCAGAACGGCCUUUCCUUUAAUGAGAAUGAGGUGACGUUGCUCGUGGAACCAGAGCAGUCGGAUAAGUGCAAUAACAACCUCUCUAAGGAAGUGGUGGUGUUGCCGCCGGUUUCCCGUGGAAACUACUCCUCCGGCUCCUCCUCUCCACCCCUUUCCUCCCCCUCCUCUUUGUCCUUCUCAGCUUCCUCACCGUCCCCUUCGGCCUCCAGCUCUAGUGAUGCUGACUCUGAUGGGACCCCCUGCAAGACUCCGAAGCAGGUGGCUGGGCGGGGUUCCAGAGAGACAUCUGGGGGCGUGGCAGGACACAGAGCACAAAGCCACUGCCACAGUAGCCCCACUGUUAAUAUGAAGGGCAAGACUGGAAACAAGCAGUUUCAUCCCCCAAGCAAAGGCGCCCAGGCACAGCAGAACGCAUCCACCAGCAGCAAGGCCCACCAGAACAACAAACCACAUCACCAGGGAAACGGCAAGAGGAGGAAACCUCAGCGCGAGGCUGGACACGCGGACCUUUGCAGAUAGGGGGCGCCACCAGCUUCACAAGGCUGCCCACCUGUCCUAGAUCUGCUGGGGACCCUUUACAAUGGUGGUGGAUUUUAUAUUUUUUGUUAAAGGAUGACUUUUUUAUAACUGAAAAGAAACAAAGGGGUAAGUUCAUGGACUUGAAAUAGUAAAAUAAUGAAGGACCUUUCUUUUUUUGACACACACUGCCCUUCUUUGGACCUUCACCCUACCUCACCAAGCAGUCCUACGCCACCACACGGCACCCUCUGGUGUCUGGGAGGAGGAAGACCUGGGCUUUUUGGAUAACCUGAGGCUUAAUUGCUGGAGUUCAAAACUCCUACAAUCAACAACAGCAGGAGACAAGGAGGGGAAAAAAAUACAAAAAAUAAACAAAAAGUACUUUAUUAAAAAAAGGCAAAACGGCAACAAAAAAAUGUUAAAAACUGGGGUAUAUUAUGCAUGACAGUUUUAUUUUUAAUGGUGGAAGUUGUCUGUGUGUGUGUGUGUGUGUGUGUGUGUGUGCACACAUACAGAAAGGCAUUAAUUAUGCAACAAAUGUGACUCCAACUGGCAAUAAUUAGAGCAUGCCUUAAGGCAGAAAAAAGUGCCCAUAAUAAGUACACUUUAUUAGGCUUCUUGUGUGACCUCUCUAUCCGAAGCAUUUUGUUGUUUGUUGUAACUCUCCUGCUGGUGUAGGCAGACUCUGGUACACUAACCUGCUGGUGUAGGUAGACUCUGGUACACUCACCUGCUGGUGUAGGUAGACUCUGGUACACUCACAUGCUGAUGUAGGCAGACUCUACUGCACUCACAUGCUGGUGUGAUUCAAUGUUCAAUAUGUGAUUGCUAAAUUUCUGCUGGAAUACAUUUUGCCCAAACAUGCUCGUCAUGCUCUUCACUGGGCAUUCAUGCCAAUGGGCUCCAAUUCCUGGCUGUUCAUAUACCUGCCCCAGGAAUAUCACUGUCCCAACAGCCUCUUGUCUGCUGUAAUCAGUUGUGCCUGUUUUUUAUUUUAUUUUUUUUAACCAACGGUUACAGCUAUACAAUUACAGCUGUGGUUACAGCAAAUGUGAAAAAUUCCACAGUCAUGUCUACUGCUCCACACAUGUAAAGCAUCCCACCACACAACAUCAGAUCCAACCUGGUGCAAGUAAUUUUAGAAAUGCUUUCAACCCCCUAGACCCUGCAGUGUACUAACAGUUUUCAAAGCAACCACUACUCUCACCAUUCAGAACAAAAUUCUUCUUUUGUGUGAUUUUAGGUUUUUGGUGAUACACAUUUUGUUUAGAAUUCUCAGGAACCUAUAGGUGUAUUUACUUGUACUCUAAAAGAGUCAAAGUACAAUAUACUCCUGGGGAAAUAUGGGAGCUAAAUUAAUGUGUGUUAAUGCCGUUCUGUUAGCGUGUGUGUGAGUGUACACAGUGUGGUCCGUAGGUAUUUGGGCAGUGACACAAUUGUUGUUGUUUUGGCCCUGAGGGUAUUUACAUCCAUAUCGGGUGAUCUGGUUUGGAAUUACAGCCCGUUUUAUACAAAAGUAAUUGGACAAUUGGCUGCUGAGCUGCUUCUUGACCAGCUGUCGUGUCGUAGCAUCAUUAGAUCAUGUUCAUGAAAGCUAACAAAAGGUCGAGCAACGAGUUGAUUCUGGGUGUGGACUGCACUGUGUAUGCAUGUUUCAGUGUGUGUGUGUGUGUGUUUAUGUAUAUAUAAUACACACACAAAUACUUAUGCAAAAACUUAGCAGCUUAUUACAGAAUAUCCUGAAGUGCGACAAAGGUGUUUAUGUUUGUUGACAAGGCUAAUUGCACGUUCUGUUGCCAACAACCUUCAUCAGCGAUUAUUGUCCCUGGCUGCGUUGAACGUGUGGCUGCGUGUGUACCCUCUCAGGUCACCAGACACACCCUGCAAAUGACUAGCCUUUUUUUCUCCUCUGUACGCCUCUCUAGGUGAGCGGUUUAGAAGUGGGCUAUAGGAAAGCUUCGGGGUAUGCCAAAAAAAAUGCCUCUCACUCUUUCAGUUUUAUAUUGAUGUGAGGACAAUAAACCAUUUUUCUUGUGUUUUACCAAUUAUAGAAAAAUGUAUAUAUGGUUAUAUAUUUAUUUUUAAUAUAUUGGUGCACAUGUGCUUACGUGUGUGUGUGUAUGUUUGCGCACAUACUGUGUAUGUAUGUAUGCAUGCUUGCAUAUGUUAGUAUACAUAUGCUUGCAUGCGAUUUGAUUGUUAGCUUGGCUAAUUUGAGCGUAAACUUGGUUUCAGAGGGAACACUGUCUUUGUGUUUCUUUGCAUUUUUUUUUUUUGGAGUAACAUUGUAUUUCAGUGACCAAGUUACUUAAGAAAGUUGAGAGACCAUUUCACAGUCCUAAAAUGAAAGUGCUUUUCGUACCUGGCAUGUCUACUUAAUCUAAAAGGGAGUUGGGUUUUGUUUUUGUUAGUCACCAUUUUACACAGUACCCAGUAGUACAUAAAAAGCUGUUGCCACAUUUUCACCGUACUACUUGACCUGUAGAUGGCAGUAUAAUACAACGAAAGCUUAACGUUGAACCAGCUGUUGUCAAUUAUUACGUAAUUAUUACUGUUUAAAUUGUCUAAUCGUAAUGAAUCCAAACUGCUUGAAUUGUAGUUACAAUUGUUAUAUACAUGCAAUAAAACCAAGGGUACAACUGUUGAAUAACUGUUAAACUUGAUUAAAAGUACAUAUAUGGUUAUGAUUUGUCUACUGAGAACUAAAAGUUGUAUAUUUUCUUAUUUACAGGAUUAUUUUUUAGCAGUAGUCAAAACUGACUUGGCAGGACAAUAAAUAUUGAAUAUCAAUGUAAUGAAAACCCAUGACAGUCUCACCUUAUAUCUGUGAAAGUUUACAAAAAUAUGCUGUGACCUCUGGUUUGUUUCUCUUUAAUAGCUUAAUGGCAAAUUAUUCACCUGAUCUGUAGGGUUGUAUAAUUUCUCCUGUCUGAUGUUUUUGUGCCAUUGAUUUAUGAAUGUCCGAAGUGUUAAAUAGUUUUUUCCUUUUGUGGCCUCAGACAAGCUUUAAAAUGCAGUCGUGGUGGAAUAGCCCAAAUUGUCACAUGCUGUUCAAUGUUUUUGCCCCAUUUAUGAAUGAAAUGGGUCCACCUCAUUUUGGAAAGGGGGUAUAUACAUAAAACUAUUUGAUAUAGCUGUGUUAGUAAUAACUUGGCCUCAUCAGUGAAUAUGUUAACCAUGUGAUUUUAUCUGAAAUACAUUUUUUUGUGAUUCAUAGGCACAUGCUGCUAGACUUGAGUCCCCAGCAUUGGAAGAACUGGGGCUCAUUCCAGUUGCUUAUUUUGACCUCCUUGCAUCCUUUCCUCAUGUUCUUACCUCAUUUUUUAGCUCCACGCAUCAGAGGACACAAGGGCUGAAAGCAAGGAAAGGAAGCAAGGAUGGAGGAAUUGAGGAACCGUGUAACUAUAUUAGGCAAAUGGAACAUCCUUGGGCUCAUUUCAAUCACUUUCUUUAUCUUCAUCGGUCCUCUCCUGACUUGGGGUUCGUUCCAAUGUGUGAUUCCAGACUAUUCCAUUUAUUGUAUUUUUGACCCGUUUGGCUGUCUGUACUAGGAAAGGAGGCAAAUAAAGUAAACAAGGAGGUAAAAAAAUUAGCAUUUGGAACGCGCCCUCUGGAUGUUGAUCGAGGUCCACCUUCUUCAAGGACAUUCCAACCUGUGAAAGGCUCCUUGAAGGAGCCACAAGCAAGAACCUAGGACGCUCCUGAAGGAUGCUUAAGCAAGGAAACACAAGUGCAUCCUUUUCUGAAGUAUUUUUUUCAGAUUGCAUGACAUAUAAAUGAUUUACCCCUAGAUCUAUCUCUCCCCAUCCACCACGUCUGUAAUUGACGUGGCUUCUAAGUGACACUUGACUGAACAAGGAUGUUCCAUUUUCCUAGUACACAUUUGCUUGCUUCCUUUACUUGUGUCCUCCGAUUGCUGGAGAUGGGGACUGGGGAAAGGACUUGAGGAAACGAUACGAGGUAAGAAAAAGUUAUUGGAAUAAGCCCCUCAGUCAAUCCAUCAGUUUGAAGCCACGUCAAUUACAGACGUGGCAGAUGAGGAGAGGUGGAUCCACAGGUUGAUCAGUUAUACAUCACUUGUUUGGGGAAAAAAAUACUGACACAAAGGAUGCACUUAGGAUUCCUUGCUCAAGCAUCCUUCAGGUGCAUCCUAGCUCCUCGCUCCAAGCUCCUUUAAGGAGCAUCUAACGGGUUAGAAUGUCCUUGAAGAUGGGAACCUCGAUCGAUUUCCGGGUCAGAUGAGGAUGGAUAAAAUAAGGGAUUGGAAUGAGCCCCUGGGCCUCAUUCCAGUCACUUAUUUUUUUAUUAUUUUUACUUCCUUGCUUCCUUUCCUUGCGUCCUUUCCUAGCUCCUUGCUCAAUCCAUCGGGUCGGCUGCAAGGAAAGGACACAAGGACGGAGGAAUCGAGGAAACGUAUUAGGCAAAUGGAGCGCCCUUGUUCAAUCAAGUGUCAGUUACAGACAUGGAGGAUGGGGAGAGGUAGAUCCACAUCUCAAUAAUUUAUACAUCACAUCUUCUAAGAAAAUAAAACUUCCGCAAAGGAUGCACUCGUUUCCUUGCACAAGCAUCCUUAGGGAGCCUCCUAGCUUUUUGCUCCUUCAAGGGGUAUUUAACGGUUUGGAAUAUCCUUGAAGAUGGCGGACCUCGAUCAAUUUACUGGUCAGGCGAGGAUCAAGGAGAAAAUAAGCAAUUGGAAUGAGCCUCUGGUGUUGCUGACAGUCAUUGGUAUUUAUGUUUUCAGUCAUCUUUUCCUUGUCAUUGUUUUUUUUUAAAAAAAAAAUCCAUUCCUAUAAUGAAAGAACUGUGUUUUGUGAGGCACGAGCAAUAAGCGGAAUAAGAGUGCAGCUUAUGUUGCUGUAUGAAAUGUGAAGUAAGAAUUGUCUCCCCCUUCGUCCUCCACUGUGAAUUUAUUAAUGUGUAAUAUAAUAAGUGCAUUCAUAUCCCCUGUAUUGUUGCUGCUAAAGCUGACUAUUCAUAUCCAUAUUAUUGUAAACCUAAUGGUGCAUGGUUUCACUCAUUCUAACAAAAUGUUUGAGCCCUCUCUUUUAAACGAUAGUUACUUCAUGUAAUCAACUGUGCACCCAACAUUUAGUUUUUUUUUGGGUUUUUUUGAGAAAGGUCUAAAAGUCAGCAGUGUGUUUCUGAGUUGAAUCAGACUUCUGAAAAAUACCAGCAUUUAAAAAAAAAAAAGUGGGCACGAUAUUGGGGAUGUGUUUCAGUGUAUCCAUUCAUUUCUAGUUCUCGGACAGAACUGCUGCAUAUGAUAAUUAAGUGUUUAAGGCAAAUUCCAACAUGAAAACUCUGCGUGUUAAAUUUUGAGCAGUCUGACUGUAUUUAUUGCUCUUUUUAAUGUUGCAAUUGGCCUCAUUGUUUUAUUUGUAUGCAUUGUUGUCUACCUGGUUCAAAUUUGCAUUCUAGUUGUAUUUUCUGGAGAACAAGGAUCUUUUGCAAACGAUAUUUUUGGGAGUAUUUGAAUUAAUAAAACGUUGAUUUAAGUGUUGAAACCCCGUGGGUAACAUGGGUUUAAAAUCACAAUUAACUCAAAAUUGUAUCUUUCGAUAUUAAAAGGCACUUUAAUAUUGAAACAUC